Paramuricea clavata is the source of this 276-nucleotide messenger RNA. The record is from the annotation of a GenBank genome assembly. Lineage: Eukaryota; Metazoa; Cnidaria; Anthozoa; Malacalcyonacea; Plexauridae.
AUGGUUGGGGUGGAAUGGGAUAGGGUCGAAACCCUUGUAGAGUUCCUAAAGGCUGAGAGGCCAACUGAGCUAUCUGUACUUAAAACUACGAAAAGGAACAUAGUUAUUCCACCUGCCCAAUCAGUCAGAGUUUCCUGCCAUGUUAAUAAUGUUGGUUCUAUCGAAGACAGGAUACCGGUGUUGUUCGAACCAAACCUAGAAUGGCCGUGGUCUGAUGGUCUUGAAGUUCCAGAGACACUGACAACGAUUUCCAGAGGAUCACGAGUUAAUAUCCAA